This is a messenger RNA of Ananas comosus (pineapple), 1989 nucleotides long. RefSeq lists its product as uncharacterized. Lineage: Eukaryota; Viridiplantae; Streptophyta; Magnoliopsida; Poales; Bromeliaceae. Gene Ontology annotation, molecular function: protein binding. The transcript is spliced from 3 exons. The record is from RefSeq and is a predicted model, not a curated record. The coding region runs from base 417 to 1595 and encodes 392 amino acids.
AACUAUGCUCCCCUUGUGCUCCUCCUCCCCUCUCCGCAUGAUGCCCUUUCCCCAAAUGCCCCUUUCCCUUUCUACCCUUCUCUCCGGCUACCUCCGUUCAUCCAUGGCGACCACCGAUCUCAUCUCCAAUAAAUCGCCGUCGAAAUGAUGUAAUUUCCGUAAUUUUUCUUCGAUUUUUAUUUAUAGAAUUUCCGGUAUUUGUUUUACUCGAUUUCGAUGGUCGAUCACAAUUUUAUGGUUCAGGCUUUGAUAUCUAGGGUCAGGGUCAGGGGGUUUUUUUUUUCCUUCAAUUUUUGUGGAAUUUUUGGUUAUUUUGUGCUUGAUCGCGAUGGCGGAUCACAAUCCUAGGGAUUAGGCUUCGGGAUAAGCUAGGGUAAGGGUUAGGGUUAGGGUUAGGGUUAGGGCUUUGUGUGGAAAUGGCGGGGGGGACGAAGGCGAAGCUCCUCUGCAGCUUCGGGGGUGAGUUGGUGAGAGAGCAGGGGAGGGCGUCGUACGUAGGGGGGAAGACGCGCCUGGUCUCGAUCGCGGCGAGCUUCCGAUCGCUCCUCGCCAAAAUGUCGGAGCUCUGCGGCGCCGAGCCGAGCUCGCUCGACGUCAGGUUCCGGCUUCCUGACGUCACCAUCGGCGUCGAUACCCCCCUCGUCUCCGUCGAGAGCGACGAUGAUGUUAGGAGCAUGAUGGAGGAGUUUGAUUCGGGUCAGAAGAUCCCAAUCUUUCUCUUCACCGCCAAUGCUCAAAAUACCGAUGAUGAGAUUGCCGCAGACGAAGGUGCCGCCUUUGGAGCUGCCACUGCUGUGGAAACGGUGAGAGAGAUGGAAAUAGUGACAGCAGAAGAGCCACUCAAUAGCCAAAUCUAUCCAAGCACUUCAGCAUCAUCCUUGAAAAGAGGCUAUGUAAGGCAUCAAAAGGUAGGCCCAGGCAUGUCAGGGGAAACAUUCCGAAGAGACUCUCAGUCGCUAGUUGUCGGUCAGGAAUAUGAGGAUGUACAGGCGUUCCGCAAUGCGCUAACAAGCGCCGCCAUCGCUGCGAAUUUUGAGCUCCAUAUGAUCAGAUCGGAUCAGCGCCGCGUCACAGCCAGAUGUGCUGCAGAAGACUGCACAUGGCGAGUACACGCAUCGAAACUCCCACAAGUCACUACUUUUAGAAUACGAACCCUAACACCAGAACACACUUGUGUUAGGACAGAGGAAGCUGGCCAUCGCCAAGCAACGGCAAAGUGGAUAGCCAAUUGCAUAAAAGACAAGCUUCGGCAUAACUGGAAUUACAAGCCAAGAGAGAUCGUCAAUGACAUUCAUCAAGAGUAUGGGGUGCUUAUUACAUACAAAAGGGCUUUCCUUGGGAGGGAGAAGGCAUUGGAAGAGCUACGAGCUCAGCCAGAGAAGGAUGUAAUUGCUGAUGAUGAUGGUUAUGAGUGCAAUGUUGAUAGCCAUGAUGAGGAUGUUCACGCAUGGGGUGAGAUAGAUGAUCCCCCAAGAAAGAAGCAGGAUUAUGGGCAGUGUCGAUCCAAGGAAGUAAGGCCGCUGCACUGUACACAGUGUAACCAAAUUGGGCAUAAUAGAAGAACAUGUGGGACGUUAGAAGCUUCGAAACAUUGACCUCCUUUUUCCUGUUUGAUGCCACUUGAAGCAGACUGUUUUCUUUGUUGUUGUUAUCUCGGAACAACCGACCCUUUCUUAUCAAGCAGGGCUUUCGAAUUGUCUGUAAAGCGAUCAGUUUUUAUAAAGCGAUCAGUUUUUUGAGGAAAAUACUUACAGGUGUUAAAUAGCUGAUUAGCUAUUCAUUUUUCAUUAGUGGAGAGAGUAAGCUGUAAAUAAUUUCAUUUUGAUGGUAACUGCAUUGUUUUGCUAGUUGUAAUAUAUGAUAUCUUUGUAUUUAAAGAGAGUAACUGUUUGUUCUGCAGCUCUUAUGAACUACUGCAAAAUUUGUCUGUGGAAGUGGUUGACAAUUCGUCAGCAUGCAAUUGUUCUCAAACUAGAGGAAUUCUAACUA